This is a messenger RNA of Boleophthalmus pectinirostris (great blue-spotted mudskipper), 2212 nucleotides long. RefSeq names its product solute carrier family 39 member 13 (gene slc39a13). The transcript is spliced from 12 exons. Gene Ontology annotation, biological process: intracellular zinc ion homeostasis; zinc ion transmembrane transport. Gene Ontology annotation, cellular component: membrane. The record is from RefSeq and is a predicted model, not a curated record. Gene Ontology annotation, molecular function: zinc ion transmembrane transporter activity. NCBI's taxonomy places the organism in Eukaryota, Metazoa, Chordata, Actinopteri, Gobiiformes, Gobiidae. Bases 372 to 1553 code for a protein of 393 amino acids.
AGGCUUCUUCUCCUUCUUCUCCUUCCCCAUUAAAACAAGAAGGUGACCAAAACUUCCUAUUUGAAGAGUUUUCUGCACUGCAAUGAGGCUUCUAUAUUAGAGAGCAAUCCAUUUGAAACAAUAUGCAAAAUUAUAAAGUGCCACUUCCUGGGGCUUGUGGGGCGGGCUCUGGCUCUCCUGUUUUGGUUUUCCUCCAUGAUCCUGAUACGUGGCUGUUUGGGAAAGCCCUGUCUGCAGCUGUGAUUCUUGCGGAGGCUGGGACCCUGCACAAACUCAGCCUCGUUUCAUCAUCAGGCCUGGAUGGCAGGGACACACUGGUGCAGGGAUAGUCGAAAACACAAGCAUUACAGGUUGCUAGUGCAUUUCGGGCCAUGGGCUGGAUGAAAGACAAAAGCAGUAGUAAGCCCAGCUGGGCCCUGGCUGUGUUGUUGGUCCCUGUGUUGUUGCUGACAGUGACCUCCAGGGGGGCAUCCAGCAGUCAGAGGAUGAUUCAAACAGUGAUGGCUCAAGCCACAGCCACAGCGGCAGGACCUAGCUCCUCAGACUUGCUCCAGGGUCUGCACCAAGGCCUGCAGGCUGCAGCCCACUUCCUCUGCUCCGAAGAGGCACAUGUUCUGCUCCUGGCUCUGCUCGGCUCCAUCGCUGUCGGCCUCAGUGGGAUCUUUCCAUUGCUUAUUAUUCCCAUCGAGGCAGGUGUAGCCCUCAAAACUGAAGCUGGGUCACAGAGACUGAAGCAGCUCUUGAGCUUUGCCAUUGGUGGUCUUCUUGGAGAUGUUUUUCUUCAUCUUCUGCCUGAGGCCUGGGCGCUGUCUUGCUCCUCUGUGGGUAAACAAAACCACUACACAAACCAGGGCUUGUGGGUAAUUAGUGGUUUGCUGGCCUUUUUACUGUUGGAGAAGAUGUUUCCAGAUGAGGACCGGCUACGAAGGUGCCACGACUCAAUCCGAUUUGAAUUUCAACUCUUCGAUACUGAUACAAAUUCAUCUAGGCAGUCUAUUUCAGUUUUCAGUGGAAAGACAGAAGUGUCACUCCAAAACGGGCACCACACUGAGUCAUGGAAAUCUUCUAAGCAACUGAGUCUGCAGCAAACGCCUCAGAAAAUCAAGACAAGUGGGUAUUUAAACCUGUUGGCAAACUGUAUAGACAACUUCACUCAUGGGCUGGCAGUGGGAGGAAGCUUCCUGGUUAGCAAAAAGGUUGGCCUCCUUACCACCUUUGCCAUCCUGCUCCAUGAAAUCCCCCAUGAGGUGGGAGACUUUGCCAUUUUACUGCGUGCUGGGUUUGAUCGCUGGAGUGCCGCGCGCAUGCAGCUGUCCACAGCCAUGGUCGGGGUCCUGGGGGCGUGUGUAGCCCUCUACACUCAGUCUCCAAAAGGGACAGAAGACACAGCCUCCUGGAUACUACCUUUCACCUCCGGAGGAUUUCUCUACAUUGCUUUGGUUAGUGUGGUCCCGGAUCUGCUGCAAGAGUCCAGUUUCAGGCAAUCCAUGCUCCAGAUCUUCCUAAUUUUCUCUGGUGUAGCUGUGAUGGCUCUUCUCUCUGCCAUUGUUUAAACAGGUUUCUCUGUUUCAUCUGGUACCCGCAGUAUAUUUAAUGUAAAGUAUAGUAUAUUCCACAAUCACAGCCUGUUACUGACAUGACUGAAGCUGGCACUUUAUGGACUUUAUGGACACGGAUAAUGUGCCAAAUUUAAACCAAGGGAAUUAAAUGAAAGGCGUAUACCAAAAAUGUUUUGCACAUAUGCAGCACAUCACUUGGUUGUUAAUCCCGCUAUCUAUGGCUUUUCACUUUAUAUAUAUUUUUUUUUACUAUUUAAAAAAUGUCUUAUUUUCAUGCAGCUGCUGUAUUUAUUGAAAAAGAGACUAUCAAUGCUUUGUUUUAGCUUGGCCUACAUUCAUGAUUUGUCCCCUCUAUCAUGUUACAAAAUAAGUGCCAAAACACUAGAAUCUGUCCUACUUGUGUCAGGUUUAGGUCCCAUUAACAAAUGCUGUAUUAUAUACAGUGAAGUAUAUUGUUUCCACAUUUAAGCAAUAUCUUUAUAUUUUUGUUAUAUAGCUUGACUCUGAAAGAAUGUUAGAUAAAUUAACAAAAUAAAUAUAGAAAUACUAUUUUUAUUUGGUGUAUAUUUGUGUAGAAUUCCCAGAAAAAACUAACCAUAACAAUAUAAGGUCGUUGUGGCAUCUUUUAAAAAAUAAACACAAUGGAAAACUCA